Messenger RNA from Meloidogyne enterolobii, 1767 nucleotides. The record is from the annotation of a GenBank genome assembly. NCBI's taxonomy places the organism in Eukaryota, Metazoa, Nematoda, Chromadorea, Rhabditida, Meloidogynidae.
AUGGCAGCGGCAGCAGUCUCUCAUCCUCACCAACCCUUUCUUUUUGCAACGGAAUGGGCAACUAAUCCAAGUUGUAGCAACAACGACCCUGCCUAUCAGGCAGCUGUUUCUGCCUACCAAGCAGCGGCACAAUUAAUUUCUAAUCCAAACGAUUUAGAAAAUCCUUACCAAUCAGCCUUUGGGGGAAUUAAUAUUCUACAACAGCCCCCAACUUUAAUUAACCAAUUCCCCUUUUCUAAUGAAGAACAAUUACAACAAUGGGCGGAUGGUUUACAAUUUAAUAAUAAUUUCCCUUUUGUUGGGCAAGGCGUUAUUUCUGGUUAUAAUAAUAAUGUGUCAGACAACAUACAACUGUCUAGAACAAAUACAGAACUUAAUGAAACACAACCUUAUACUCAACAACAACAACAUCAAUUACCAGCACAAAUAAUAGCUCCACCUCACCUUUCUUCUUCUUCCUCCCCUUCUCCAUUUCUCACAACUACACCCUCAACUGUGAUCGUUGAACGUAACGAAGCUUUAAAAUUGCAACAAGCAAUAAUUAAAAGUUCUUCCUCCAAUCCUUCCUCUAUUAAUUCCUCAACAUUUGUGUCAACUUAUUCAAAUACCCCAACAAUUACUGUCGAGACAUCCAGCCAGUUUGGACUUCAACCAAUAACGGAUGAAAAACAACAACAACAAACUUCCUCUUCUUCCUCAACCUUAUCAAUUCCUAAUUCCUCUACAACCCCAAAUGAAAGGGCACUUGAUGAAAUCAAAAUACAAAAACAACAAAAAGAAGAGAGAGAAGAAGAGGAUAUUAUUCAGCAGCAACAAAAAAUAAAUAAUCGAAUUAUUGGGUUUAGCCCUUUAAAUAAUAAUGGAGAAUUGGGGCCAGAUGAACAAUUUCCUUCUGAAGAGUUAACACAAUAUUUGGAUGGAUUUGCUAAAUUAUUUAAACAAAAAAGAAUAAAAAUGGGGUAUACACAGGCAGAUGUUGGGCAACAAUUAGGUACUUAUUAUGGACAAGUUUUUUCUCAAACAACAAUAUGUCGGUUUGAAGCAUUACAAUUAUCAGUCAAAAACAUGUGUAAACUCCGCCCACUGCUACAAAAUUGGUUGGAAAGAGCUUCUGAUUUAGGACCGCCAGAAUAUGCAGGUGGAGGGUGUAGUUAUGAUUACGAUUCCAAGCCUUCAACUUCUUUCGGUGUUGGUGGGGGAGGUGCGAAUCCCCCUUCCUCAUCUUCAGGUUCUUCUUCCUCUUCUAGAAGGAGGAAGAAACGAACAUCUAUCGAAACACACAUAAAAACACGUUUGGAACAUUUCUUUCAACAGGUACAAAGACAGGUUGGGGGAGCAAAGCCUAGUGCGCAAGAAAUUUCUGAUAUUGCCUCUCAAAUGAAUUUAGAGAAAGAGGUUGUUCGUGUUUGGUUUUGUAAUAGGCGGCAGAAAGAGAAGAGAAUGACUCCACAACAACAAAUGUUUGAUGACGAUUCUGAAUCUAGCAGCAACAACAAUCCAAUUACAACAACAUUACCUUUAAACAAUCAAAACAUUGAUAUAAACAAUCCAAACAAUUAUUUACAACAUUAUAUGAUUCAACAACAACAAAGUUUUAAUAACAACACUCAACAACAACAAAUACUUGUUUUGGAAGCAGAAGAUGAAAACAACAUUAAUUUAAGAAAGAAUGAAAACACAACAACAAACACAACAAAUUGUCUACCUUCCCAACAAACAUUUGAAAACUUACAACAACAAACAUCAAACAACAACUUUUUCUUUUAG